UGAUUUAGGAUAAAUCUCUCAUGACUACCUUUCAGCAGCUUGGUAUUUAAAUAAAAUCGUAUGUUUAUUUUGUUUUUUUGUGUAGCCCCCUAUGUUUUGAUAGAAGGCCCCCUGUGACUUGUGGAUUUUUUUAAAAACAUUUUUUUUUACUUUGUGUACAGAUUGAAAAUAAAUGUAAAGUAUGAAUGAAUUGCAGAACCUGAAUAAUUAUAAGACAAGAACAAGGAAACAAUACUGCAGUUAACAAGAGAAGGCAUCAGUAUGAUGAAAUGGAAAAGGAUAAGAUGCCAUAUAACACAAAUACAACACCUACUCCGCAAACACUUCCCUACACCACCAUGUCAAAGACAGGUCAUUCUGCAGAUCCAUGGCACAGUACACCAAAACAAAAGCAGAUUUACAAGUCCUCAGAAGGAAAGCCAUCUUCAGCCUCACAGUUAAACUUUGGAAACACAGCUAUAACAAGUACAGCUACUCCUUCUACUGCACAUUCAUGCCAUACACCUACAGGGAUUCAUGCACCUGUCUCUGGUGGUAAACGUGUACAGAAGCCUCUAGCGGACAUAGAGAGCAUGACCAUUCAGAAACAACGCAAGGAGCUGCAGCUGUUGAUUGCGGAGCUGAAAGACAGAGAUAAAGAGUUAAACAAUAUGGUGCUGGCUCACCAGAAACAGCUUGUAGCCUGGGAGGUGGAUCGGCAGAGAGUGCUCACCCUGGAGCAGAGGUGUGCUAGAUUAGAGGGCAAGCUCCAUAACAGAAACGAUAUCAUUCGGGCGCUGACAAAAAAGAUCAAGAUCUUGGAAGCUCAGCAGAAGGAUCGUGAAUCUGCUCUUACAAGCACCCAGGAACAGCUUCAGGAGAUCUUUCACAGGGAACUUGAGGCUUCAAGCCACUGCCAGGAUCUAGUGGAAAAAAACCAAAGUCUCAAUUCUUCUGUAGUAGAAUUAUCAAGCCACGUUGGACAGAUGCAGGCCAGAGAGCAGGAACUCGCUGCCAUGCUGAAGUUAAAGGACAAAGACAUGAUGGAAGCCACUGACCACAUCAUAGACCUCACGACCCGGUUCAAAAAACUGGAAACAGCCCAGAGAGAUGGCAAGCUGGGGGAGGUCAAAGCUAAAAAGGAGACUCAGGAAAUCAAGCAGCGGCUGAGGGAAGUAAAGCAUGAAAUGGGGAAGCUCAAAGAUGAUUUACGUGAAAAGACUGGAGAAAACAACAGUCAAAGGGAAGAUCUUAUCCGUCUGAAACAAGAAAAUCAGCACCUACAUAACGAGCUUGCUUUGGCAGGCGAAAGAGAGAGGAGAAAAGAUGAACUACUGGAGCUGGCCAAAUCUAAAAAAGAACGAACAGAGACCGAGUUAUACUGCCUCCGUCAGGUUUGUGAAAACCAGCAGAAUGACCUGCAGCUACUUCAUCUGAACCUGGAGAGCUCACAGGAGAGACUGCAGGAGCAGGAGAAGAGAAUCCACAGCUCCGGGGAAGGGAGGCUAGACUUUAGUUCUCUUGGUUUGGACUCCCCCAUGGUUUCUGCCUUUCCCUCUCCAGUCAGAAGAGGACAGGGGCAGAGAGGGAGCUCUGUCAUUGGAAAUGACUGUCUCAGGUCAGAGGAUCCUCCAGUGACAGUGACUGCAAACGGAGAGCGAAGACUCAAGUCUGCUGUUGACAAUGAGGAGCCGUGCUCCCCAACCAGCCGUCUCCAGCGAUUGCUGACGGAGUCCAAGCAGAUGGUGGCCAAUCUGGAGCGUGCCACUCUGCAGCCCGUUAGCACGGCACCAAGUCACAACAGCAGCGAGAGCAGCCGGGACAGCGAUUCUCGGGCUAGGAGCAGUGCAUCGGACAGUCUUCUAAACCUGGAAACAUAGCAGCUCUACACUACUGGGGAAGCUCCAGGGAAUUUAAACUGUAAAUAAUGCAGCCCGCAGCUAUCUCCAUGGAACUGAGGCUCACAGCGAGGUUUCCACUUCACCUGGGAAGUCUGGACACACAGUGUGGAUUCAGGAAUACUCGCUGCUUGUGCUGUAAAAUUGAAUUUCUCUCGCUCACAGAGUCUAGAAAAACCCGAGAAUACAAUGCACAGAAUUUCUGCAUUGUAGCAGGAGCUCACUAACUACAACCCCUUAAAACACUAACAAGAAUAUGUCAGUGCAGUUUUGUGAAAAUAACAUUUAGCAACUAAAAUCCGAUAACGUGUAUGCAUUUGUAAAGCCAGGUGCCAUUGAGGUGUGACUAAUUAGUAGCUCUUAUCUGAAAACUUUUUAUAAUGUAAAAAUAAGAGAACCUCUAUACUGUAAUACUUUCCCAGAGCCAUUGGGUUACAAUACCAGACUAAAUGUACAGUUUAACUAUAAACAUGAAAUAGCAAGAAAUGCAUUAUACAAUUCAAUAAUAAACUGAACAAGGGGAUAGUGUUCAAUUGCAAAACUAUGUUUAUAAUAAAGUCUUGACGGUUGUAAAUGUGUUUUAGAAGGUCUAAAGGAUUGAUAACCAAGGCUUUGAAAUCCAUGGUCUCGGUUUACCUUUUGUAUUGCACUGGUAUAAUAGUCAGGCUUUGCAUUUAAAAUAAAACAGUGUUACACAUAAAAUGCUGGUUGACAUACCAUGCUAUUUUAAACAGUUCCUAUAUAAUCAAUUUUACUCUCUUAACAUGGUCACCUUGCACUUCCUUAGAGCAAUGCAGUGUGAACAGCAUAGUGUUCAUUAAAAACCAUUAUCCUUCAGUUUGAGCGAAUACUUUGAACAUUGCGUAAGUGCACUUUUUAAUAUUGAUCGAGUGAAGAGGUAGCAGCAGGGUCUGGAUUAAAUGAAAAUUAUGGCUGCGCCGUAGGUAUUAUAAAGUCUAGGCAUGGCGCUGCUGUAAACUUGCUUGUAUUAUCCUUCCAGUUACUCGCCUGACUUACUGAUAACUGGGCUAAAGUACAAGUCACUGUUUUGGUCUUAAGGACACUUAUUGGCAGCUCACUGCAAGAGCAAUGCCUGCUGAAGUAAAAUGUCACACCAUUUACUUCUUCUCAAGUAUUUGAUAUGUGAAAACUCAAAAAAUACAAUGAUUACUGUGGGCAAGGCUAAUGGGAGAGGACUUGUGACUGCUAUAAAAUAUAUUUUACAACAAAACUACAAUUUCAAAGUGUUAUUAUUAUAUAAUCGGUUAAAAUGUGUUUUAUUAUUAUUAUUAUUAUUAUUAUUAUUAUUAUUAUUAUUCAAUUACCACUUUUAAAGAAACACUUGGAGAAAAUAUCCUUUUGUAAAUAUAUAUAUAUAUAUCUUUCUUUUUUUUAACAAUAUUUUUCUUUUGUUAUCCAAACUGCUGGUAUCUGCAACACAUUUUUGUAUUGAACAA
This is a messenger RNA of Acipenser ruthenus (sterlet), 3334 nucleotides long. Its product is annotated as coiled-coil domain-containing protein 62-like. Lineage: Eukaryota; Metazoa; Chordata; Actinopteri; Acipenseriformes; Acipenseridae. Bases 270 to 1859 code for a protein of 529 amino acids. The transcript is spliced from 14 exons. The record is from RefSeq and is a predicted model, not a curated record.